AUGGCCUUGUACCAAGGCUUUCUCGGUUCAGAGGCUACCCGCUUUCCGGGUCAAGACACCGUCGAUAUACACUUGACACAUUGGAGGAACCAUCCUGUCCGUCCCUUACGCCAACGGACGAUCGCCCUCACCCAAGGGAUGUCAUUCAUCUCGAUCGAACAAAUGCUCCCCUUCGCCAAUCCCGCUGGCGGGCCACCCGUCUGGUCAUGGGUGCCAUCUUUGACGUUCACCGUCGCCGUCCAGCUCUGGUGUAUUGGACCAAGUCAACCCGCUUUGCCUGGUUUGCCGCUACCCAAUCCGGUUCCAUAUCUCAUGCCGCUGGAGGCGGUCUGGUUGAAUGGAGCAUGGCGCUUCGGGUACUCUCUGCCCUGGGGCUAUGAUGUCCACGAAAUUCAGGUAGCCCAGUUUGCUGGCAUGCCCCAACAACUGCAGGGCUUCUUGCACUACUACAAAUCACAGCGCCGCAUCCACCAUAAUGUCACCCCCACCAUGAUCCCGAAUGGACCCCACAAAUACUUUUUCGUCCUUGCUUUCGGGACGCAAUGGAAUAUGUUUCGUCGUUCGUGGAUAUGA
This is a messenger RNA of Stereum hirsutum FP-91666 SS1, 573 nucleotides long. RefSeq lists its product as uncharacterized. Bases 1 to 573 code for a protein of 190 amino acids. The record is from RefSeq and is a predicted model, not a curated record. The transcript has 2 exons. Lineage: Eukaryota; Fungi; Basidiomycota; Agaricomycetes; Russulales; Stereaceae.